Armigeres subalbatus is the source of this 1164-nucleotide messenger RNA. RefSeq lists its product as uncharacterized. The transcript has 2 exons. Bases 1 to 1164 code for a protein of 387 amino acids. NCBI's taxonomy places the organism in Eukaryota, Metazoa, Arthropoda, Insecta, Diptera, Culicidae. The record is from RefSeq and is a predicted model, not a curated record.
AUGGAUGAUGUAUUGAGCGGAGCAGCGACUUUGGAAUCUGCAAAACAGCUGCGAAAUGACAUCGAAAGUCUUUUGAAAAAGGGAAUGUUUCCUAUUCGAAAGUGGUGCUCAAAUGAUGACGAAGUGCUUGAAGGUGUUCCUUAUAAGGACCGUGAACAAUUGGUACGCAUCGAAGAAUCUAGUAACAAUGAAACAAUACGAGCCUUGGGUAUUCUUUGGAACCCACAAAGUGAUCAGUUUCUGUUCUGGAGGAACCCUGAAUUGGUGCAACUUGAUGAGAAGGUAACAAAACGAAGCGUACUCUCCCAUAUUGCAAAACUAUUCGAUCCGUUGGGUCUUAUAUCACCUGUUAUCGUGUUGGCAAAGUCAAUUAUGCAACAGUUGUGGGCUAAUUCUUUAGAAUGGGACGAGCCAAUUGAAGGAGAACUGUUAAAUAAAUGGUUGAUCUUCCAAGAGUCCCUGAUGCAAUUGAAUGCAAUAGAAAUACCGAGAUGUGUUGUGACUCGUGAUGCGUGUCGUAUUGAGAUCCAUGGUUUCUCUGACGCUUCUUUUACAGCCUACGGUUCCUGUCUGUAUUUACGAAGCAUUCGGGAGGAUGGAGCGGUGUCUGUUAAACUGUUAUGCAGCAAGUCAAGAAUCGCCCCUUUGCAUCGAUCCACAAUGCCUAGAUUAGAGCUAUGUGCCGCCGUUACUUUGGCAAGAUUGAUCAAUACUGUGAUACCAAUUCUAAAAAUGGACGUUCACGGCGUUAAAUUGUGGUGUGAUAGUCAGAUCGUACUGGCGUGGAUAAAGAAGAAUCCAGAGCAGUUGCAGGUCUUCGUCAGGAACCGAGUCGUGGAGAUUAAUAAAUUAACCAGUGUCUACGAGUGGAACUACAUAAAAUCCGAAGAUAACCCAGCAGAUUUGGUGUCUAGAGGUUGUUACCCAGAUUGUCUGCGUCGUUCAGACAUUUGGUGGAAUGGACCGAUGUUUUUGCAAGAUAUCAACUACAUGAUACAAGAAACUCCGAAGAUUUACGAUGAUGAACUACCGGAAAUGAGGAACAUACAAGUGUGUAAUCCCACGGUUGAGAUUGAGGAUGAACCGAUAUUCGAGCGCUGUGGGAUCGUCAAGGGUAUCGAUGGAUUUCAGUACAAGAUAUGCAAAAGGCGAUGGAAUACAUAG